Eimeria mitis is the source of this 315-nucleotide messenger RNA. RefSeq lists its product as uncharacterized. The transcript is spliced from 2 exons. Bases 1 to 315 code for a protein of 104 amino acids. The record is from RefSeq and is a predicted model, not a curated record. Lineage: Eukaryota; Apicomplexa; Conoidasida; Eucoccidiorida; Eimeriidae.
AUGUUGGGGUGUCUCUCCGCAGAGAGACAAAAAAAAACAGAGACAGGAGAACCAAAGCAGCAGCAGCAACAGCAGCAGCAGCAGCAGCAGCAACAGCAGCAACAGCAGCAGCAGCAGCAGCAGCAGUGUAGCAACAGCACUGACAACAGCAGCAGCAAAAGCACCACCAACAGCAGCACCGCCAGCACCACAGCAACAGCAGCAGCAGCAGCAACAUCACCAACACCAGCAGCAGCAGCAACAUCACCAACAGCAGCAGCAGCACCAACAGCAGCAGCAGCAGCAGCAGCAGCAGACCUGAAAGAGUCUAUCUAG